Ectocarpus siliculosus is the source of this 1279-nucleotide messenger RNA. NCBI's taxonomy places the organism in Eukaryota, Phaeophyceae, Ectocarpales, Ectocarpaceae. The record is from the annotation of a GenBank genome assembly.
CAAGAUCGACCUCUGUUCCCCCUGUCACCCUCGUUGAUAGCACCCGUAUCACCCGUAACACGACAACCCUUCACAGCUACAAUGAAGUUCCUUGGAUUCUUCGUGGUGUGCCUCACGGCGGUAUCAGGAUUCGUUGCGCCCACCGGCCCCCGCCUCUCGGCCGCCGUGCGUCCCUCGACCGCUGCCACACCCAUGCGCAUGGGCCUCAAGGAGGACGUUCAGAAGGUCGCCAACGCGGCAUCGGUCGCGGUGCUCACCGCCGCGCCUGCCUUGGCCACUGAGGGGACUGGCGAGCCGCUUGGGUUCGAGAACUCGCAGGCUGUGAUCGUUCCGCUGUUCUUCCUCGUCAGCAUCAACCUGCUGUUCAACAACUGGGCAAAGGACCAGCCGGAGGGUGACUUCUUCGCCGAAUACGACGAGAGGAGGUAAAACGGCUCGAACGCACUACUCGCUCCUUUGUUAGAGAAGUGACCACAAUGUUUCUGGAGGAGCGGCACCGGGAAUUUGGCGCGGGAGGGGGGGGGCGGGGUCUUCCUGCCUGCCUCGGGGAGAGCUCCCGUGUUGAUCUGCCCUUCAGUAGGUAGCUUGGGGGCACAAGCCAGAAAGGUCGACUGUCCCCGUACCCAGCAGCUUGUAUUUUUGUCUUUGAUGGUAGACUGGCAAAUCAAAUAUUGUUCUGCAGGGCGGAGAGGGGGGGGCGGGGGGCGGUAUGACAUGGCUCGUUGGUUGAACUAGACACGAUAACGCCGUGCCACCUUUAAAGAAACCGUACGGUCUUCACCGUUUUUUCAGCCUCGGCACGGGGUUGUUGGCGGGCCCGUCGGUAUAUUCGGCGUUGUUGCCCCGUCGCCAACAGCUGUUGGUUGUGUCACAUCCUGGCGACGAUUAGAAGAAGCAGCAGCUUGCAGCAUGUUCGAUUUUGAUGUCGUUUGUUGUUGAUGGCACUGAGUUGCCGUGCCCUUCUUCUCCGUUUUUGUUUGAUUUUUUGGCGUGUGGCCUUUUUUUUGUUUAUUUCGUGGAUUCUGGAAAGUAAAGAUUUCUCGGAACAUGAAACAAGAUCCCCUCCCCGUCCACGUUUUCCUUUUUGUCAACUUUACUGAUGCCGGUCGGGGUUUUACCCAAAAAGCGCAAAAGCGGCCGUUCACCCGUCGGUGUCGCCGCAGAUAUGUUCAGCACGCAACAACCUGAACCUGCAGAGGAGGUUGAUUUCGAGGUGAAUCGGGCGCGUGACGGGCCGCUGAAAAGUCGAACGUCCUCAAACUCGAGGUUUCACGAGCAU